CCCAACUUAAACCCCUGGGUUAAUCACAACCUGUCAAACUCGAGCAUAUAUGCUCCGACAUCCAUCAAGACCCUUCCACGGAGCCAUCUACAGAUCAUCCAUCAUUCCAUCAAGUCCAAGAACAUACUUGAUCCGCGCAAUGUCCUCCAACUCCUCAGACCCUACAAUUGCCACUACCCCUAAUAACGCGGCCACCGACGGUCCACAAGAGACUACGCAACAGAAACCCAUCCUAGCCCUCCCGGACAAAGAAACCGCAACCCCAACCCACAAACUCAACCUCUCCACCGGCUCCGCAAAUGUCAAACUCGACCACCUCGGCCCCAUCAUCGUCAACACUGACGGCACCAUCUCACGUAUCGCGAAUUGGGAUAUAUUGUCAGAGUUUGAGAAGAGGAGUGCGUUGAGGGUUAUUGGGAAGCGAAAUCGGGAGCGGAGGGAUGUUUUGGCUGCUGCGGGGGUGGAGGCGGGGGAGAAGAAGGAGGAGUGAGGGAAAUGCUGAGAAGCAUUGUGAAAGGAGCGAGAUAAGGAUGAUAUUGGAAUGCAAGUGCGAUGUUAUUCUCGGAACCGGAGAGCAUACACAGGCAAGAUGGCGCCGUGCCGCCGACGAAUGAGGAGGCCAGAGAUGGGCGAGUUUGGCCUCUGGUGAAUCAUGACCACGGGAGCCGGCAUUACGAACGUGAGAGGAUGCACAGUGAGAAUACCCAGAGCAGAGAAAUAGAGCUCUUCACCGAAUAUGGCUCACCAUCAAUCACAUGUAC
Molecule: messenger RNA, 761 nt
Organism: Saitoella complicata NRRL Y-17804
Lineage: Eukaryota; Fungi; Ascomycota; Saitoellomycetes; Saitoellales; Saitoellaceae
Exons: 1
Coding region: 50-490 (146 amino acids)
Source: RefSeq, a predicted model, not a curated record